AAAUCUUCCCCUCAACGUAGGGACAUGUCUUGGUUCUUGCAAUAACCGAAGGCAUGGCUCAUCAUGCUCUAUAAAUCUUUCACCAACCGCUUCUUCUAUUGGCACCCAAAAAAAAGCCUGCUACCACCACCAAUCUAUUGCGCCUUAAAAAACAACUCCCUCACGAUUAACAAACUCGUGCAUUCCACCAAUCCCAAGGCACAACAGCAACAAUGUCAGCAACCUUAACAUGUAAACUAGGAGACAACAACCUAAGCUUAAACGAUAAAAACGACCAACCCCCUUCACCUCCUCAGCCCCUACAAAAAUGCCCUGCCAAUAUGGUUUCGAUGGUGGUCUCAGAGCUAAGAAUUCAACGAGGAAUAGCCCUUCCAAUGGUGGCCAUGAAUUUGGCUUGGUUUGCCAAGACAGCCAUCACAACAGCAUUUUUAGGCCGUCUUGGGGAGCUUAGUUUAGCAGGUGGAGCUCUCGGCUUCACUUUUGCUAAUGUCACUGGCUUCUCUGUCCUCAAUGGUCUAUGUGGUGCCAUGGAACCCAUAUGUGGACAGGCUCAUGGUGCCAAAAACUUCAGGCUCCUUCACAAGACCCUUCUCAUGGCAAUCUCGUUGUUGCUAUUGGUAUCACUUCCCAUCACUUUCUUGUGGCUUAAUGUUGACAAGAUUUUGAUCCUUUUUGGCCAGCAACAAGACAUCUCCACUGUUGCCAGGACCUAUGUUUCAUGUCUCAUUCCUGACUUGUUUGUUGCCUCACUCUUCUGCCCCUUAAAAGCCUACUUGAGUUGUCAGAGCAUAACUCUUCCCACCAUGUUUAGUUCUGCUGUGGCACUAGCCUUCCACAUACCAAUUAACUUAGUGCUCUCAAGGACCAUGGGCCUCAGAGGAGUUUCCAUGGCAGUUUGGAUAACUGAUCUUAUUGUCGUGGUUUUGCUAGCCAUUUAUGUUUUAAUUCUUGAGAACAAAAAGGAAAGCAUGUGGAAGGAAGGAGGGUGGUGGGAUCAGAGCAUUGAAGAUUGGAUAAGGCUGCUCAAGCUUUGUGGAUCAUGCUGCCUCAACACAUGCCUUGAGUGGUGGUGUUAUGAGAUUCUAGUUUUACUUACUGGCCACCUCACAAAUGCUAAGCAAGCAGUGGGAGUUUUGGCCAUUGUGCUAAACUUCGACUAUUUGCUUUUCUCAGUGAUGCUGUCACUAGCCACUUGUGUUUCCACACGUGUCUCAAAUGAGCUUGGUGCGAACCAAGCUGGUCUUGCUUACCGAUCAGCAUGUGUGUCUCUGGCAUUGGGCUUUAUCUCUGGUUGCAUAGGUAGCUUGGUGAUGGUGGCUGCCAGGGGAAUUUGGGGGCCACUGUUUAGCCAUGAUAUGGCAAUUAUAAAGGGAGUAAAGAAGACAAUGUUGCUGAUGGCUCUGGUUGAAGUGUUUAAUUUUCCGCUGGCAGUUUGUGGAGGCAUAGUUCGAGGGACAGCACGACCCUGGUUGGGCAUGUACGCGAAUCUAGGUGGAUUUUAUUUCCUUGCUCUGCCACUUGGUGUUGUUUUUGCCUUCAAGCUCUGUCUUGGGCUUGUUGGACUCCUCAUUGGACUUCUGACUGGUAUUGUUACCUGCUUGACGCUGUUAUUGGUAUUUAUUGCGCGGUUAAAUUGGGUGGAGGAAGCUGCCAAGGCACAAACACUAACAGGCCAAGAGCAGGUUAAGGAACUUUCCAAAUAUGACGCAGAAGAACGAAUUGACGCCCAUGAAAAAGAUGUAGUGUAAAAUGAAUAUUAGAAAUUAUUAUCAUCUCCAUCUAACCAAGUUCAUACGUAUCUCCAAGCACCAGGUCACGAUGAAAAAGACAUGGCUUAACCGUGUGCACAAAUUGAAAGCGGGAGAAAGGUCAUACAUACAAUAGCUUAAUUGCCUGUCAUCUGUCAAACCCAUUUUUAGAGUUUCAGUGCUCAAGGACUUUUCCUGAAAAUCACUUAGAAGCAACCGACAUGGUUUAUCUGUCGUUUUAGAUCACUUUCUAUUGCUUUGCUUUUAGUUGUUUAUAUCUUUUUUCUUUCUUU
This is a messenger RNA of Glycine soja, 2041 nucleotides long. RefSeq names its product protein DETOXIFICATION 56-like. Gene Ontology annotation, cellular component: membrane. Gene Ontology annotation, molecular function: xenobiotic transmembrane transporter activity; antiporter activity. Lineage: Eukaryota; Viridiplantae; Streptophyta; Magnoliopsida; Fabales; Fabaceae. The transcript has a single exon. The record is from RefSeq and is a predicted model, not a curated record. Bases 213 to 1748 code for a protein of 511 amino acids. Gene Ontology annotation, biological process: xenobiotic detoxification by transmembrane export across the plasma membrane.